This is a messenger RNA of Alternaria ventricosa, 777 nucleotides long. RefSeq lists its product as uncharacterized. The coding region runs from base 1 to 777 and encodes 258 amino acids. The transcript is spliced from 2 exons. The record is from RefSeq and is a predicted model, not a curated record. Lineage: Eukaryota; Fungi; Ascomycota; Dothideomycetes; Pleosporales; Pleosporaceae.
AUGGCGCGCAUUCUUAUCACAGGCUCUUCCGACGGUCUCGGAUCAGCCGUCGCCAAACGUCUCGUCGCAAAUGGACAUUCUGUUGUUCUUCAUGCGCGCAACGCUCAACGUGCAAAGGACGCCACGACAGCUUGUCCUGGGGCUGACACAGUCGUGACGGGCGACUUGUCCAGCCUUGCAGAGACCAAGAACAUGGCAAACGAAGUCAAUAAGCUGGGAGCGUUCGACUGCGUGAUUCACAACGCCGGACUUUAUCAAGGCCCAUUCCGCAAGACAAGCGAGGGGAUUCCUGCCCUGGCGGCCGUCAACACUGUAGCGCCAUAUGUACUCACCGCACUCAUCACCCGUCCCAAGCGCUUGGUAUUUCUCUCUUCCGAGAUGCAUCAGUCAGGUUCUCCUACUUUGGACGACGUCCUUUGGCAGAAACGCGGCGAAGGCCAAUACAGCGCGAAUGCUGCCUACUGCGCGAGCAAGCUUCACAACGUCUUGCUUGCCAAAGCUUUCGCCCACAGAUGGCCUGACGUGAAGAGCAAUGCAUUGGAUCCUGGCUGGGUGGCUACCAAGAUGGGUGGCAGUUCGGCGCCAGGCAGCGUUGAUGCGGCGGUCGAAAGUUACGUUAUGCUUGCUGAGGGAGAGGAAGAGAAGGCCAAAAUGAGCGGGUGCUAUUUCCAUCCGAACAAGCGACAAGGCACACCCCAUAAGGCAACAGAGGAUGAGAAGGCUCAGGACAAGCUGCUGGAGAUUUGCGCUGAGUUCUCUGGUGUUCAGCUUCCAUGA